AAGAUUUAGGUUUUAGAGAGAGAAGAGAUAGAUAAGAACAAAAAAAAAAAUCAGGUAGAGAGAGAAAGAGAGACCUGAUCUUUAACUCUUGCUUUUGGAUUGUUCCAAUGGCAACAAAGAUUUUGAGGUCUCUUUUCUCUUGAAAGGAAGACGGCGUCGUUCUGAGUUUUUGAGUCUCUGUACUUCCCUCCCUCUCCCUCUGUAGGCAUAUUGAAUCUGAUCCACCAUGAUUUUCUCUCUACUCUGAUUUUCUCUCUCUUUACUCUGAAACUAAAUAGAGGGGCGGUGACUAUGGAGUUGUAUAUGACUAUUAUCAGCGUCAUCAUCGACCUUCAAGUGUUUUAUGAAGGUUUUUAGGUUAAUUUGUGAGCUUUAAUUGUCAGAAUCUCAUAUUACUAUUGUUUCAGAUAUUGCAUUUCUUAGGUACUCUGUGAGGAAGAAAAUUUGUUAUAUAUAUAUAUAUAUAUAUAUAUAUAUAUAUAGAGGGAGAGAGAGAUUUAAACUGGAAUCUGAAUAAACUGAAGUGUCUUAUGCUGGCUUAGAUUCGACCUUUGAUUGAUAGCAAAAAAGCGUUGGACGUGUGUGUGUGUGAGUGAAGACUAGAGGGAGAAGUGUAGUUUUGUUAGGGUUUUGUUGAAGAGAGAAUCGAGGAAGCUAUUGAAGAUUUGUGUUUGUUUGACACAUUCGCAUACUCUGGCCUUUGAUUUAAGGAGGAACGAAGUCCAUAGCAGAGCUUUUUGUCUCUCUGUGUUGAAGCUAUGCUUUAUAUGGUCACUCUUGGCUCUGAUCUGUGGCAUAGAUAGCUUUGAUUCUUGACAGCAUUUAUUGAGAAAGAGAAACAAGCAAUUAAGUAGAGAUUUUUUGUUCAUUCCUGUUGAAGAACACUGUUUGAUUCUGUACCGACUGAAAAUUGCAACAAUUGGGUUCGAGAACAAGCAAUGGAGGACAAAGAGAAGAGUUUGGACUCUCAACUAUGGCACGCUUGUGCUGGAGGUAUGGUUCAAAUGCCUCCUGUGAAUGCCAAGGUAUUCUAUUUUCCUCAGGGCCACGCCGAGCACGCCCUUGCCAGUGUUGAUUUUGGGGCCUCACGGAGGGUUCCGUCGCUAAUCCUUUGCAGGGUUGCUGCUGUGAAGUUCAUGGCAGACCCUGAAACUGAUGAAGUUUAUGCCAAGAUUAGGUUGGUUCCGAUUGGAAACAACGAGCUUGAUUAUGGUGAAGAUGGUGUUUUGGGGAGUAAUGGGUCUGAAGCCCCUGAAAAACCUGCUUCUUUUGCGAAAACUUUGACUCAAUCGGAUGCCAACAACGGUGGGGGUUUCUCCGUUCCUCGAUACUGUGCGGAGACUAUAUUUCCCCCCUUGGAUUACUCAGCUGAUCCCCCAGUUCAAACCUUAAUCACGAAGGACGUUCAUGGUGAGAUUUGGAAGUUUAGGCAUAUCUACAGAGGGACACCUAGGAGGCAUUUGUUGACCACAGGCUGGAGUAAUUUUGUGAACCAGAAAAAGCUGGUUGCUGGGGAUUCAAUUGUGUUCUUCAGGGCAGAGAAUGGGGAUCUAUUUAUUGGAAUACGGCGGGCCAAGAGGGGAAUUGUUGGUGGCCCUGAAUCCCCAUCUGGAUGGAACUCUUCUGCCGGAAAUUGUGUUAUGCCUUAUGGGGGAUUUUCAGUCUUCUUAAGGGGAGAUGAGAAUAAACUAAUGAGAAAUGGUAGUAGUGGGAAUUUGAACUCUAGUGGUUCGAAAGGAAGGGGAAGAGUGAGACCAGAAUCGGUUAUCCAAGCUGUGUCCCUUGCUGCUGAAGGGCAGCCCUUUGAGGUUGUGUAUUACCCUCGUGCAAGUACUCCGGAGUUUUGCAUUAAGGCUUCGUCUGUUAGGACUGCAAUGAGGAUUCAGUGGUGCUAUGGGAUGAGGUUCAAAAUGGCAUUUGAAACCGAGGAUUCUUCCCGGAUCAGCUGGUUUAUGGGAACUAUAGCUUCUGUUCAGGUUGCUGACCCCAUCCACUGGCCUAAUUCCCCAUGGCGGAUUCUCCAGGUUCGAGAAAAGAAGUGGCAGACGAAAAUCCACUACAAGCCUAGUCGGGUUGAAAAAGAUUUGGACUUCUUUUGUGUUUGAUGUGUAUAUUACCCCUUUGUUGUAAAUUGUAUUAAGUGGCAUCGUGUAUCUAUUCAACGGGUAAAAAUGGUUUUGAGACCUCGGCACCAUCUUUUAGGGUCUCGUUAGGAUUUUUAUCUUCUUUUAGGUUUAUAACUUUUCAACGAUAUAAUUUAAAGUCAUUUUGUUUAUGAACAUUGUAAUCGGACAUGUAUGAUGAAUGUAUGAUGAAAUCAAAAGUUUUCCUUA
Molecule: messenger RNA, 2333 nt
Organism: Cornus florida
Lineage: Eukaryota; Viridiplantae; Streptophyta; Magnoliopsida; Cornales; Cornaceae
Product: auxin response factor 18-like
Exons: 3
Coding region: 939-2105 (388 amino acids)
Biological process (GO): regulation of DNA-templated transcription; response to hormone
Cellular component (GO): nucleus
Molecular function (GO): DNA binding
Source: RefSeq, a predicted model, not a curated record